UCAGCAACCUUUAAUCGUUUCUUUGGCAAUUACGGAAUUCUCCGAUUUUUCUUUUUCUUGUGAAAUCGUCAUCUCUUUAAACAUCGAUGGAUAAGCUGGUUGGAAGCAACGCGACUGUGGAGAACAACUCCUUAAACAAGUGGACAUUCAAUGAACCUGGCUUGAUCCACCAUCGGGACCGAAAUGAGCUCAGGGUGUUGGUGCCAACAAUUCUGGGAGUCAUCUGUGUUUUAGGUGUGGCUUGUAACCUCACUGCAAUGGUCAUCCUGUUCUCGAAUGCCCACAGGGGCAAACUAUCCCUCAUCAAUUCACUUAUCUUUAACCUGAUGUUCGCGGAUGGGAUGGUGUUGAUGUUCACCGUCCCUUUCAGGGCUGUGUCCUACUCCAAGGCGAGCUGGAACCUGGGGUGGGUGGUGUGCAAGACGGCGGACUGGUUCCUUCACUCCUGCAUGGUGGCAAAGAGCCUCACGGUGGCUUUCAUGGCCAAAGCCUGCAGCCAAUAUGUGUCAAACCCGACCAGGCAGGUGAGCAUCCACCUGGGCGCCAUCCUGGUGAUUCUCUUCUUCAUCUGGCUGUCUGCCUGCUCUGUCACUAUUCCACUGUGGCUGUUUGCUGGGAUGCACAGAGAGAUCCAUGGACUUGUGUGUGAGCUAACGGUUCCUCCAGAAGCUAAAGACUUUAUGUCUGUGUAUGUCAAAGCGUACCCUUUGGCGGUCUUCUGCGCACCUCUUAGUUUUGCCCUGAUGUAUUUUUGGAAGGCUUAUGGCCACUGUCAACGUCGCUCCAGUAAGUCUCAGAACCUGCGCACACAGAUUAGAUCCAGAAGGCUCACCUUGAUGCUUUUCAGCCUCACCCUGGCCAUGGCUCUCCUGUGGCUGCCUCAGUGGGUGGUAUGGGUUUGGGAGCGUCAUCUUGCUGAGAAAGAAACUGAAGGAGUUCAGCCAUUGAAUUCCUCUCCUCCCCUUUUCCUCACCCUCUCUGCUCAGCUUCUCACCUUCUCUCUGUCGUUGGUGAACCCUCUGAUUGUCCUCUUCCUUUCCGAGGAGUUCAGAGAGAGUUACCGGGGGCUGUGGAGGCGUCUCACCCUGCGCAAACAGCCUCCACCAAAACCAAAGUCUGGACCUCACAACCCUACCUCUCUUCACUCCCCUUGUCCCAGACCAGAGACAUCAGGGCAGUUGAGGGGAGAGAGGGGGGUCCAUCUCAGCUCAAGCCAGGAAAUCAGCAGCGAGGCUCAGCCUACGAUAGAGCAAGGCAAACAUAGAUGGGACGGAGAGGCAGACAGGGUAAGCCUUAAAGACGGGAUUGUCUUACCGGACGUUGAACAGGUCUGGCAGGACAGGGAGACCGGAUUAAACACAGAUGAAAACGAUCCGGUUCCGUGGGAGAACCAGACCAAAGAAGAGAAAAAAUAACAACGACCUGUGAAGCUAAUUACCGAAACACCUCUCCCAACUGCUGCAAUGUAAAUUAUUGUUGUGCUUGUCUUCUCUUGUGUGUACGAUAUUGUUGAAAGGUAAGAGUUGCAAUCAGAGUGAGUGUGUAAUACAAAUAGAGAAGUGUCAUCUGCAUAUGUGAUCACUUUUUGCAGUUUGUAAGGUGAUCAUUAGUAAAACUUUACUAUUAUUCGUAAUAAAAAUGCUUUAUUUCCACUUAAAGUCUGAACCGUAAAUAGUCAAAAAGCAGCUUUUCUGUUUUUGCCCUUACUUAAACUCAAUUUAACCUUAAACAGCAAAAUAUAUAGAUGUGUAAUCAUUACGAUUAUUAACAUAGGAAAGUGGUUGUGUGUAGAAAUAGAAGUGACGU
Molecule: messenger RNA, 1806 nt
Organism: Cyprinodon variegatus (sheepshead minnow)
Lineage: Eukaryota; Metazoa; Chordata; Actinopteri; Cyprinodontiformes; Cyprinodontidae
Gene: gpr151
Product: G protein-coupled receptor 151
Exons: 1
Coding region: 87-1415 (442 amino acids)
Biological process (GO): G protein-coupled receptor signaling pathway
Cellular component (GO): membrane
Molecular function (GO): G protein-coupled receptor activity
Source: RefSeq, a predicted model, not a curated record